AUGCUAGGAUCUGUUUCUGUAUAUACAUCUUCGAUAGCUCAAGAACCUUCAGUUGGUAGCAGUUCAUCUCUUAGCCCUCUGUCGCUACCUGCGUAUAGCUCUGCAAAAAGUAGCUCUUCAAAAACUCAUAUGAAAGCUACUGCUAGCUCGCCUCCUACAAAUACCAGCUCUCCAAGCAUUUUAGCCCCAAAACAAAAAAGUUUCGAGUGCGGCGAGUGCGGCAAGGUUUUCAACGCACAUUAUAACCUGACUAGGCAUAUGCCUGUACAUACAGGCGCGAGACCUUUUGUCUGCAAGAUCUGCGGAAAGGGCUUUAGGCAAGCAUCUACCUUAUGUAGACACAAAAUAAUUCAUACCUCGGAAAAACCUCACAAAUGCCAUACUUGUGGCAAAGCCUUUAACAGGUCUUCGACGUUGAACACCCACGCUCGGAUCCACGCAGGUUACAAACCUUUUGUAUGCGAGUUUUGCGGCAAGGGAUUCCAUCAAAAGGGUAACUACAAGAACCACAAGUUGACUCAUAGUGGUGAGAAGGCCUACAAAUGCACAGUUUGUUCCAAGGCUUUCCAUCAAGUGUAUAACCUGACUUUCCACAUGCAUACUCACAAUGACAAGAAACCUUUCACUUGUAGGGUGUGUGGUAAAGGUUUCUGUAGGAACUUUGACCUCAAGAAACACAUGAGGAAACUGCAUGAAGCAAAUGGAAAUUGUGUAGAACCGGAGUUCAUGUCUGGGUCCACGCAAAGCACAUCAUCUGGUUCUUCGUAUCCUAGUGAUAGGAAUAUACACCAUUUCAUAAGCCCAUUUAUACGGCCUCCUAUGACUGUCCCGGUAUAUUCAUCGAAACUGUUGUGA
Molecule: messenger RNA, 855 nt
Organism: Acanthoscelides obtectus
Lineage: Eukaryota; Metazoa; Arthropoda; Insecta; Coleoptera; Chrysomelidae
Source: the annotation of a GenBank genome assembly